Molecule: messenger RNA, 2830 nt
Organism: Pseudopipra pipra
Lineage: Eukaryota; Metazoa; Chordata; Aves; Passeriformes; Pipridae
Gene: LIF
Product: LIF interleukin 6 family cytokine
Exons: 4
Coding region: 1270-2058 (262 amino acids)
Biological process (GO): regulation of cell differentiation; positive regulation of cell population proliferation; leukemia inhibitory factor signaling pathway
Cellular component (GO): extracellular region
Molecular function (GO): leukemia inhibitory factor receptor binding; growth factor activity; cytokine activity
Source: RefSeq, a predicted model, not a curated record
AGGCGGGUCCCGGUUGGAUGCCACCGCUGGAGCUGGAGCGAGGGCUCCCGCCGCGUUGCGUUCCCCCUCGGGAUGAGCAUCUCUGGGAAUUGGCAGCGGGAACGAAGCGCGGCGCUGGCGCGGUGCAGCCAACAUCUGGACACUUAUAUAACUGGAAAUGCUUCCAAGAAAAAAAAAAUCUCAAGGAGGGGGGAGAAACUUUUUUUUUUAAUGGCUUUUUUGUACUUUUUAAUACUUUUUCCCCCCUCCUGCUUUUCCUCCUUCUGCGUCUCCUGAUGCCGUGUCGGGAGCGCUGGAGGGAUGGGGAGGCUGCCAAGUGCAAGAGGGGGAGUUGGAGGGAGCAGCCCCCACCCCAGCGGCAGUGCUGGGGGGUCCCAGGGCCCCUGGCACACGUGGGUGCUCAGCUGUGAGAGGGGGAGAAGCAGCGGCCGGGGGGGAAGCAGCGAGAGGGGCUUGCGGCGGGGUCAGGGAAUCUGCAUCCCGUGGGAACACUCAGGACCCCGGGGGCGCGGGGAGGAAGGGUCCCCCCCGUCCUGUGCAGGAGGGGAGCGGCGGCGGGUCAGGGAUCGCAACACGCCCAGGUAAGUCCUUUCCCACCUGGGCAGAGUAAAUAAAUCGAGGCUUGGGUUACCCGGCACCGGCGGCACGUCGGAGGCGCUGACAAGUGCGGGCAGCUCCUGCUCUCGGCACUGCCCGGGGCCUCGCCUGGCAGCACCCCCGGGGCGGGCACGGGACCCCCGCCCCGACGGGGCCCUGCCGGUGGCAUCCAGGUCACUCAGCGGCCGGGACCCCCCGGGCCACCCUGCCCCGAGGAUGCCCAGCCCAGUGGCAGCGCUUCGGAAGCGUCUCGGCCUCCCCGAGCAGGGAUCCCGGUUUGGGGGAGUGAGUCCCAGGGGAUGAGGGCUCGGAGCGCCCCGCUCUCAGGAGGGGGACGCCGGGGCGACCCAGCUGCCGGUGGCUCAAGAGUCCCCUUGUUCCGCGUCCAGGGAUUUCCUGGCUGGAGUCUCUGGCAGCUGCGUCGUCUCUCCCCAGGGCUCCUCGGCGCUGCGCCCACUUCGCAGACGGGGAAACUGAGGCAGGCGGUGGGGCCGGAGGCGGGAGCGAGGGAGGGAGGGCACGCCGAACGCAGGUUUCCUUGCGGGCGCCCCGCUGAGUCAGCCCGGCCGGGGUGGGGCCUUGCUCCCGCAGCGCCCGGACCGGGAUAACGGAGGAAAAAGCGCUUUGCAUAUUUGAUUAAACCCGGCAGGUCGCCACCGGGCCGGUUGCGAAAUGUGGGAAUGCUGCGGGGCCCCCCGCCCGGAAGGGAGGCGGGGGAGCGCCUGCCGGGGGGCAGGUGAGGGGGACGGGAGUGGGACGGGAACUUCGGCACGGCCGGGAUGGAAAAACGGGGCAGGGAUGGGUCCCCACGGCUCGCGUGACAGUGGCCUCUCUCCCCACACAGGUGUCGUGCCCUUCAUGGCCCUGCUCCUGCUGCAGCGGCGGCCGGUGGCCGGACGGGCACUGCUGGUCACCGGCUCCAGCUGCCCCGGCCACGGCUUGUGCCGCUCCAACGUGCAGGAGCAGACCCGCAGGCAGGUCGCGCUGCUCAACGCCACCGCCCAGGACCUCUUCAGCCUCUACCUGAAGUGCCAGGGAGAGCCGUUCAGCAGCGAGAGCGACAAACUCUGCAACCCCACUGGCAUCUUCUUCCCUGCUUUCCGUGUCAACCGGACGAGCGAGAGGAAGGAGGUGAUGGUGGCCAUGUACAAGCUCUUCACCUUCCUCAACGCCUCGCUGGGGAACAUCACGCGCGACCAGGAGGAGCUCAACCCCACGGCCAAGGAGCUCCUCGACCGGCUCCACAACACCACCAAGACCACCCGGGGCCUCAUCUCCAACCUCACCUGCCUCCUCUGCAAGAACUACAACAUCUUCCAGGUGGACGUCAGGUACGGGGAGAGCUCCAAGGGCAAGAGCGCCUUCAAGAAGAAGCAGCAGGGCUGCCAGGUGCUCAGGAAGUACGUGCAGGUCAUCGGCCAGGCAGCACGUGUCCUCCUACCUCAUCUCAGCCCCUCAUGAGCGCCCACCCCGGCUCCGCUGCUUCUCCACUGCUGGCGGCCCCUGCCGCUGCCUCCCCAACUCCCGCCUUCCUAUUUAUUACCCCGGACCCUGCGCUGGCCCCAUCCGCCCUCUGGUAAUUUAUUGCCCCUUGAGGGGGUGAACAUUGCAGGCCGGAGUGUCCCGGGUGGAGCAGGGCCGGGGCCGGCAUCCAGCGGGACGAGGUAGCACAUCCCCAGCACAUCCCCGAGGUGAUGCCGGGGCGUGGGCUGGUCCCGGGAUGUGCCUCAGCCAUCCCUGUGCUCCCAUGGGGUGUGGGGAGCUGUGGGAGCUGUGGGAGCUGUGGGGGCUGGCGGCAGGGCUGGACUCUGUCCCCCACGGACGGUCCCCAUCAUGGAGAGCAGCCUGAUAGACACCUCGCGCACUAUCUGAAAGCUUCCACUUCCCCGGAAAAAGGACUGUGAGGAAGGACACCGCGGUGCAGCGGCUGUCAGGGACAUGGGGACACGGGGACACGCUCCCCCUGCACAUUUUAAGGAUCCACAAGGAGCCGAACUGGGGGUACUUUGGUGGCUGUGGCGGCUGGGGCUGGGUCCCACCAUCCAGGACAAGGCCACCCCCCGGGGGACAGAGCGGGCAGUCACCCCACUGUGGAGCAUCAUCCCCCCGCGCGGGCACGGCGGGGCAUGGAAUGUCCCUCUCCUUUGGAAACGUGCUUUUCCCAUCGAGAGGGCUCUGAAUGUACCAAUGGCCAAGGGCUGGGCUCCUACGGCUGAAUGCAGCCUUGGCACGG